Molecule: messenger RNA, 1423 nt
Organism: Neohortaea acidophila
Lineage: Eukaryota; Fungi; Ascomycota; Dothideomycetes; Mycosphaerellales; Teratosphaeriaceae
Product: RTA1 like protein-domain-containing protein
Exons: 1
Coding region: 369-1400 (343 amino acids)
Cellular component (GO): fungal-type vacuole; plasma membrane
Source: RefSeq, a predicted model, not a curated record
CUUUCGCUGUCCAUCGCUGCGCCCUCUCCACCCUUUCUCUGCCCUCGCAUACACACCCAAAAAUGGAGGUGUCUCUUCUCCCCACCUCACCUUAUCCCUCCCAGCAAUGCGAGUGUCGUGACUACUCCGCUUUGAGCGAACGGACCAAUCGCACGCCUCUCUCAGCCUAGGGCCAACGACAUACGGCCGUGUCUCUGUCUUGGCCUCCUUCGUCCUUCCCCCGUCAGCACGUGCAUUUCUAUCUUUGGGCCCGCAUGCUGCUCUCGCAAACACCCUGCCUGUUUUGGAUGCAAUGGCGAAGUGUUCAUGGUGACGCUUCGAUUCAUCCUCUGCGAUAUGGAUAGUAUGGUAGGUGAAGGUGUAUAAAGAUGUCGCACUCGACCGCUUUCGUUGUCUCUUUUUCCUAUCAUCACUACUCCGUCUCUAUCAAUUACUCCUCUGAGAUCACCCCUCCCUCUCCUCACAUCACAAUGGACGCCCACCACCUCUUCCGCCGCCUAAACGAGAACGGCGACUGCACCCAAGCCACCUGCCCCGUCUCCGACUCCAUCUACGGCUACCGCCCUAAUCUCGCCGCGACACUCAUCUUUCUCAUCCUCUUCGCCGUCUCCGGGAUCGCGUACGCAGUCCAAGGCUACCUGCGCCCAACAACUCGCUUCUUCACCAUCGUCAUGGUCCUCGGCGCCAUCUCCGAAGUCCUAGGCUACGUCGCGAAAAUGCUGCUCUGGCAGAACCCCUUCAGCAACACCGGAUUCAAGGCGACAAUCGUCCUCCUUACCUUCGCGCCCGCCUUUUACGCUGCCGGCAUCUACUACACCCUCAAACACAUCUGCCUCACCUUCGGCGCCUCCUUCUCCCGCCUGCGCCCAAAGUGGUACACCUGGAUCUUCAUCUCCAGCGACAUCUUUAGCAUCCUCUUACAAGCCGUCGGCGGCGCCGUCUCCUCCGCCUCCCCCAAUCUCGCCGUCCUCUCCAUCGGCUCAGACAUCAUGAUCGCCGGCCUCGUAACGCAAGUCGUGACGCUCGUGGCCUUUGGCAUCCUCGCAGCCGACUACGCCCUUCGCGUGUACCGCAAUCGCGCGCAUCUUAACCCUGCGACUGCUGCGCUGCGCACCUCGCUGCGCUUUCGACUUUUUCUGGCUGCGCUGUGGAUUGCGUAUUUGGGCAUUCUGGUGCGGUGCUGCUAUCGUGUUGCCGAGCUCGCGGGCGGCUGGACGGGGAGCAAUCGGAUUUUGAAGGAGGAGGGGUUGUUUAUUGGGUUGGAUAGCGUGCCGGUUGGGAUUGCGGCUGUCGUGCUGAAUGUGUGGCAUCCGGGCUGGUGCUUUCCCAGAGAGGAGGAGCAGCGGGAGGUCAAUGAGAAGGUGGAGGGUGAGGCGAGCGAUGAGGAGGCGCGGGUUUGAGGGAUGGAUAGACUUGCGCGGCG